Messenger RNA from Pongo pygmaeus (Bornean orangutan), 1713 nucleotides. Its product is annotated as leukocyte immunoglobulin-like receptor subfamily A member 3. Gene Ontology annotation, cellular component: plasma membrane. Gene Ontology annotation, biological process: immune response-regulating signaling pathway; interleukin-10-mediated signaling pathway. The record is from RefSeq and is a predicted model, not a curated record. Gene Ontology annotation, molecular function: inhibitory MHC class I receptor activity. NCBI's taxonomy places the organism in Eukaryota, Metazoa, Chordata, Mammalia, Primates, Hominidae.
GUCUAUAGAGGGGUUGGGCCCUCCCCCACCUCAACCCUAAAGGAAAGAGAGCCAGGCUCCUGGGAGGGCAGUUCCACUUCCUGUGUGGCUGCAGAUGACAAAACCCCAUGAGAAGAAGGACCCAGCCUCUGAGUGUCCACACCCUGUGUGUCUCUCUGUCCUGCCAACACCGAGGGCUCAUCCAUCUGCAGAGCAGGGCAGUGGGAGGAGACGCCAUGACACCCAUCCUCGUGGUCCUGAUCUGUCUCGGGCUGAGUCUGGACCCCAGGACCCACGUGCAGGCAGGGAUCCUCCCCAAGCCCACCCUCUGGGCUGAGCCAGGCUCUGUGAUCACCCAGGGGAGUCCCAUGACCCUCAGGUGUCAGGGGAGCCUGGAGGUCCAGGAGUACUGUCUAUAUAGAGAAAAGAAAACAGCACCCUGGAUUACACGGAUCCCACAGGGUCUUGUGAAGAAAGGCAGCCCCAUCCCGUCCAUCAACUUGGAACAUGCAGGGCAUUAUCGCUGUAUCUAUGGUAGCCACACUGCAGGCCGGUCAGAGAGCAGUGACCCCCUGAAGCUGGUGGUGACAAGAUUCUACAGCAAACCCACCCUCUCAGCUCUGCCCAGCCCUGUGGUGACCUCAGGAGGGAAUGUGACCCUCCAGUGUGUCUCACAGCUGGCAUUUGACGGCUUCAUUCUGUGUAAGGAAGGAGAAGAUGAACACCCACAAUGCCUGAACUCUCAGCCCCGUAACCAUGGGUCGUCCUGGGCCAUCUUCUCCGUGGGCCCCGUGAGCCCGAGUCGCAGAUGGUCGUACAGGUGCUAUGGUUAUGACUCGCACUCUCCCUAUGUGUGGUCUUUACCCAGUGAUCUCCUGGAGCUCCUGGUCCCAGGUGUUUCCAAGAAGCCAUCACUCUCAGUGCAGCCGGGUCCUGUCGUGGCCCCUGGGGAGAAGCUGACCCUCCAGUGUGGCUCUGAUGCCGGCUAUGACAGAUUCACUCUGUACAAGGAGUGGGGGCGUGACUUCCUCCAGCGCCCUGGCUGGCAGCCCCAGGCUGGGAUCUCCCAGGCCAACUUCACCCUGGGCCCUGUCAGCCGCUCCUACGGGGGCCAGUACAGAUGCUCCGGCGCACACAACCUCUCCUCUGAGUGGUCGGCCCCCAGUGACCCCCUGGACAUCCUGAUCGCAGGACAGAUCCGUGCCAGACCCUCCCUCUCUGUGAGGCCGGGCCCCACAGUGACCUCAGGAGAGAAUGUGACCCUGCUGUGUCAGUCACAGGGAUGGAUGCACACUUUCCUUCUGACCAAGGAAGGGACAGCUGAUCCUCCGCUGCGUCUAAAAUCAAAGUGCCAAUCUCAUAAGUACCAGGCUGAAUUCCCCAUAAGUCCUGUGACCUCGGCCCACGCGGGGACCUACAGGUGCUACGGCUCAAUCAGCUCCAACCCCUACCUGCUGACUCACCCCAGUGGCCCCCUGGAGCUCAUGGUCUCAGGAGCAGCUGAGACCCUCGGCCCACCACUAAACAAGUCCGACUCCAAGGCUGGUGAGUGAGGAGAUGCUCGCCGUGAUGACGCUGGGCACAGAGGGUCAGGUCCUGUCAAGGGGAGCUGGGUGUCCUGGGUGGACAUUUGAAGAAUUAUGUUCAUUCCAACUUAAAGAAUUAUUCAACACCUUUAACAAUGUAUAUGUGAAGUACUUUAUUCUUUCAUAUUUUAAAAAUAAAAGAUAAUUA